AUGUCAAUCAAGCUAAAGGUAGGACUGCAUAAGCAGCGGAUCGUUACAAUAACUACGCUUCUAAUGAUAGGCUUGCUAUGGUUUACAUUUUCUAAUAGCCAGCUACCUAUUGAGGGGUCACCAUCGUUGGGUGGUACCAAAUCCGAUCUGUUUGGAGGACUAAGUGCGAACGCGAAGAACGAUGAUGCAUCAGGUACGAUUAUGCCGAAGAUGCCUGAUCAGGAGGCGAAAAAGGCUUUGGGGCGGGCUUCAUGGAAAUAUUUCCACACUCUUUUAGCCAGAUUUCCCGACGAGCCUACAGAGCAAGAGAAAACGAAACUACGUGAAUUUCUUUACCUAUAUGCGGAGUUAUAUCCAUGUGGCGAAUGUUCUUACCAUUUCGUCAAGAUGUUGAAGAAAUACCCACCACAAGUAGCCAGUAGAACCACUGCUGCUUUAUGGGGCUGUCAUAUUCAUAAUCUAGUGAACGAUCAUCUUGAAAAACCAAGGUACGAUUGUAACACAAUCUUAGAAGAUUACGACUGUGGAUGCACUGACGAGAACGGUAAUAUCGAUCCAUCUUUGAAAAUGAACAAAGUAACGUUGAACAAAGAGGAGAAACAAUUGGGAUGA
Messenger RNA from Kluyveromyces lactis, 612 nucleotides. RefSeq names its product flavin-linked sulfhydryl oxidase (gene ERV2). Lineage: Eukaryota; Fungi; Ascomycota; Saccharomycetes; Saccharomycetales; Saccharomycetaceae. Gene Ontology annotation, cellular component: mitochondrion. Gene Ontology annotation, molecular function: flavin adenine dinucleotide binding; flavin-dependent sulfhydryl oxidase activity. The transcript has a single exon. The record is from RefSeq and is a predicted model, not a curated record. The coding region runs from base 1 to 612 and encodes 203 amino acids.